UUUGCCUGACGCAUCUCUCUCUCCUCUUUGAGAAAAAAAAAUUGCUGCGUCCUUUUGAGGUUGGAAGCGAUGACCAUGGCUGCGCAGCUGGUGAGACGGCUGAUCGGAAGCCGAUCGACCCAGAUAAUUGGAAGUGCGAACCCUAGCUCCGCUUCGCUCACGUCCUUCGCUAGGGCUUUCUCAUCCUCUUCGAUCACCGCGACUCUUUUCCCUGGCGACGGGAUCGGUCCAGAGAUAGCCGAAUCUGUCAAACAGGUUUUUAAUACCGCUGGGGUGCCCAUCGAUUGGGAAGAACACUACGUUGGGACUGAAAUAGACCCUAGAACCCAGAGCUUUUUGACAUGGGAAAGUCUCGAAUCUGUCCGGAGGAACAAGGUUGGCUUGAAAGGGCCGAUGGCAACACCGAUCGGGAAGGGUCAUCGUUCUUUGAACUUGACUCUUAGGAAAGAGCUGAACUUGUAUGCCAAUGUGAGGCCCUGCUACAGUCUUCCUGGCUACAAAACCCGUUAUGAUAAUGUCGAUCUUAUAACCAUUCGUGAGAACACAGAAGGCGAGUACAGUGGGCUUGAACAUCAGGUUGUUAGAGGUGUUGUGGAAAGUCUUAAAAUUAUUACCCGUCAAGCGAGUUUGAGAGUGGCUGAGUAUGCCUUUCACUAUGCCAAGACUCAUGGAAGAGAGAGGGUAUCUGCAAUUCACAAAGCCAACAUUAUGCAGAAAACCGACGGUCUUUUUCUCAAGUGCUGCCGUGAGGUUGCAGAGAAGUAUCCCGAGAUUGUAUACGAGGAGGUUGUUAUUGACAACUGCUGUAUGAUGCUUGUGAAGAACCCGGCACUUUUUGACGUAUUGGUGAUGCCAAACCUCUAUGGUGACAUUAUAAGUGACUUGUGCGCUGGACUGGUCGGUGGACUCGGUUUGACUCCAAGUUGUAAUAUCGGGGAAGGUGGUAUUUGCUUAGCUGAAGCUGUACACGGGUCUGCACCCGAUAUUGCUGGAAAGAACCUGGCGAACCCAACGGCUCUGCUUCUGAGCGGGGUGAUGAUGUUACGACACCUGAAGCUGAAUGAGCAAGCCGAGCGGAUCCACAGUGCCAUCAUCAACACCAUAGCCGAGGGCAAGUUCAGGACUGCGGAUCUCGGGGGAGCAUCCACCACGACAGAGUUCACAAACGCCAUCUGCGGUCACCUUUGAACCCCGUAAAGAUCGAUUCUUUCUUCUCUCUACAAUACAACUGAUUUCCACCGGAGGGCUGCUUAGCCUCUUUGAUUCUUAGAUGCCGAGGAGAAUCAUUACCGGCAUUGGCUUUUGUUUGAUCAUCUUUAGUUCUUCUUGAUCUGUCUGAACGCUGUUCUCUUUGAGUUUUGCCGCAAGGCAGAAGAUUCACAACAGGAGGAGAUGUUAUCACAAGCCCUCUGCAUCACAAAAGGGCUUGUUUCAAUAUCUCUGUCUCUUGGCUGAUUUGGUUGGUCGAUUAUGAUACGAUUAUUCCUGAUGAAUUUCUCGAAAUAAGCCGUACGGUAAUCACAGGUAUUGUUUCUGCCUUUCUGGGUUUUUGAUAA
This is a messenger RNA of Tarenaya hassleriana, 1556 nucleotides long. Its product is annotated as isocitrate dehydrogenase [NAD] catalytic subunit 5, mitochondrial. Gene Ontology annotation, cellular component: mitochondrion. The coding region runs from base 70 to 1188 and encodes 372 amino acids. The transcript has 7 exons. The record is from RefSeq and is a predicted model, not a curated record. NCBI's taxonomy places the organism in Eukaryota, Viridiplantae, Streptophyta, Magnoliopsida, Brassicales, Cleomaceae. Gene Ontology annotation, molecular function: magnesium ion binding; isocitrate dehydrogenase (NAD+) activity; NAD binding. Gene Ontology annotation, biological process: tricarboxylic acid cycle; isocitrate metabolic process.